UGCCAAAUUUGAUGAUUUUGCUUGGUUUGGACUAAUUGGAAAGACUUGAAAUUUACAAAAAAAAAAAAAAAUCGUCAUUCAGUGUGAAACGCCAUUAAAUUCAUUUUAAAUUAUGCGAAUGGCAACCUGAUGCAUUAUUUAGUGCUCGUCUCGUGCAAAAGUUCAUUUCAGAAAUUGUUCCAAAAAGGUCAAACAUCGAAAAAUUUUCUUAAAUUAAAGUCAUUGGAAAGACAACACGUCGUGUCGUCGUCCCAAACCGCAAUUCGCAUCAGCAGCAAAUUCCCACAAUCGAUUUAACAUCCCGCAUCGACGACAACGGAGUUAUUAACGCCACACCGACGACGACGAUGACAGCGGCAAAGGAGGAAAUGCAAAUUAUCGAUGUAAAUUACGCGGAAACCGAGAAAAAAUCCGAACAUGUCACCAAACUUCGUCGAAUUUAUAAUGAGUGGUCUUCAUUAUUGGCUCUCUUGCUCAUUUUCUGCAUGAUUUGGAUGAUAAUGUUCGCAUUACUUCCCGCUUCGAUGACAGCUCCCAGCGCGCCGUUCAUGCGAAUGGCAUUUCUCUUUGUUGGCGCGCAAAUUUGUGGCGUCAUGAUCACUUUCAUCAAACUUCCUGACAUGCUGGGAAUGCUUUUCUUCGGCGUUCUUUACACAAAUGUCGGAUUAGGAGAUUUUAGUGCGAUUCAAUCGUUGGAAGCUUGUUUACGAGACAUGGCUUUGAUCAAUAUCAUGCUUUUGGCGGGAUUAGGAGUCGAUUUGCAGCCAUUAAAGAAACUUUUUCGAAUCAUCAUGCAAUUAACUCUCUUGCCAACGAUCGCCGAAGUUGCUGCUUUGACAGUUUUGAGCCAUUUUCUUCUCGGCCUGCCAUGGAUUUGGGGCGUUUUGUUAGGACUUGUUGUGACAGCAAUCUCGCCAAAUGUCGUCGUGACGGUGCUGUUAAGGUUAAAGGAGGAGAAAUUGGGCAUGAAUAAGGGCAUUCACACCGUUAUCAUCGCCAUGACAAGCUGUAAUGAUGUUCUUGCGAUUUUUCUCUUUGGCGUCAUUUUGGGCGUGAUUUUUUCGACAGGCGACUUAACAAGUCAAAUCCUACAAGGACCCAUCGGAAUUUGCAUUGGUUUAGCAUAUGGCGUUGUCACGGGACUCCUCAUGCUCGUUCUUCCAACGAAUUCGGCAAAAUACGUAAAUGGCUUGAAGUUCACCAUGAUAACGUUAAUGGGAUCCUUGAGUGUUUUCGGCAGCAAAGCAAUCAAGUAUCCUUCAGCAGGUGCUUUGGGAUGUAUCACGACGGCAUUUAUCGCUACCGAGGGAUGGAAACGACAGAAAGAUUCCUAUCAAAAUAACGAAGUUGGAAUGUAUCUCGACCUCUUAUGGAAGUUUUUGAAACCAAUUUCCUUUUCACUCAUCGGAAAAGAAGUCAAUUUUGCAGUUUUGGAUGGCAAUACUGUCUUGUAUGGCGCUAUUACGUUGCUCGUUGGAGUCAUUUUUCGAUUGAUAGUUUCUUACUUCUCAGCGUAUGGAGCGCAGUUAAAUUGGAAAGAAAAGGCAUAUGUGACCAUUUCGGGCUUCCCAAAAGCAACUGUUCAAGCAGCUUUAGGUCCUCUUGCUCUCGAUAUGGCAAGAAAACUCAAUUCUGAGGAGAAUUACGAGUACGCGAAUGCAGUUUUGAUCAUUUCUGUCCUCGCAAUAAUCUUUACGGCGCCUUUAGGAGCAAUUCUGAUGUUGAGAUUAGCCCCGAAAUUCCUUCAAAAAGGAUCUGAAAGAGAAAUUGCAUGAAAAAAAUAAUCUCAGAACAAAUUUUCUUACUUUU
Molecule: messenger RNA, 1809 nt
Organism: Culicoides brevitarsis
Lineage: Eukaryota; Metazoa; Arthropoda; Insecta; Diptera; Ceratopogonidae
Gene: Nha2
Product: sodium/hydrogen exchanger 9B2
Exons: 7
Coding region: 348-1775 (475 amino acids)
Biological process (GO): proton transmembrane transport
Cellular component (GO): membrane
Molecular function (GO): antiporter activity
Source: RefSeq, a predicted model, not a curated record